UUGGGUCCGAUAAAAGUUCCUUUGACGAUGUGAUGCAUGUAACAUCAUUAGCUGUUUUCUGGAUUCUAGUUUCACUUAUCCCAUGCUCAGACUUCAAGCAAUCCAAGCAGUCUAGGAAUAAGAAAGGAUGGGCCAUAAGAAAAAAAGGAAGCAUCAGUUUUAAUGCUCCACUGCACAGAAACAUAAUCAAAAUUAAAGCCGUUAAAUCAGCGAGUGCAAAGAGGUUGCAUAUAAUUAAGUGUUGCGGUCGCAGGAAAUGCUCUCAAUUUAAUAAAAGCAAGAACAAGAAAAGAAAUAAUUCAACAAAUAUUGAAGGAUGGCGCAACGCAUUCAAUGCGCCAUCUUACAAAACUGUCCGAAUCGGGUCUAACAAAUAUAAGUUUCCCAAUGAAAUGGCUACAUAUGAAGAAGCCAAAAAAAUUUGUGAAAGAGAACACAUGGCGGUAACAUCAUUCGACAAUCCAGACGAAGUAUCGCAAAUAUCAGAUUAUUUGCAGUAUAUAGGAUUAUCGGAUGAUCCAGUUUUCGCAUCAAUUUCUUUGGCUGGUGGUGGAGCAAGCGCAUUUUCAAAUUGGGGAACUGGUAGCCCUCCUGGUGGACCAGGCAAAUGUCUUGUCCAACAAGAUGGGCAAUUUUACAAUGGCUCAUGUAACACAAAAAGCUAUUUUGCCUGCGAGGAUCCCCAAAAAGAAGACCCAUCAACUUUGGGAUUGGACUCUUUAAGCUCAAUCGCAGACGCGGUUUUGAAUUUUGUUGGAGGGAAAAAUUUAAUCGUUCCAAGUGAUCAAGCAACCGUUCCCGAGGCAAAAACCAUAUGCAAAGAUCAGGGCCUCGAACUAAUGUCCCUGAAUUCAAUCACGCAAUUGGACUCAGUGCAAGACUUUCUCGGGGACAUCGGCCUAUCAUCGUCAACGCUCUUGACGUCAAUGUCUAAAGUAACCGAUGGAGGCUCAGAUUGGUUAGGUGAAUUAGCCUCUGCAUUGAUUCCACCAAAAGAUCCAUCCACUGACGGCGAUUGUUUGGGACUCAACUCCCUUGGUCUCGUUGGAAUCACGUGCGAUAUGGUCUCGAACUUUGUUUGCCAGGUUCCUGAUCCACCAGGAGCAACAACGUCUUCUCCCAAAACGGUUGUGGGUAAAACCACGACAGGUAAAACCACAAUGGAUGCUACACCAACCGAAAACAGCAGUGACGAGCUUUCUUCAACUGGCUCCGACGCCGAAGUGACAGAACUAUCUACUGAAGGGGGAGCAACGUCUCAAACAGAACAGGAUACUUCAGAAUCUACGGCAAUUUUAACUUCUACUGUAUCAACUGGAACAAGCAUUACUCCACCUCGAGCAGCUCCUACUACUUUGUCGUAUAACAGCCAACAAAACACAACUGCUUCAAUAUUUGGAACAUCAAAUACGCAAACCCAACCGGGAAAUACUACACAAACCAGUGUGUCAACUUCUAGCACUUUGCAACCAACAACCUUACUAGCGACCAAUACAACAAGAAGUGAAAUACAGAAUUCAAUUUAUUCAACAACCACGUCAGCAGCAGCGACGAAUGCAACCACGACUUCAACAACAUCUUCCACGAACACUUCCACAACUUUAACAACUACAACACCUGCAUCAUUCACCACAACUUCAACCUCAACCACAACUUCAACUUCAACCUCAACCACAACUUCAACUUCAACCACAACUUCAACUUCAACCACAACAACAACUUCAACUACAUCCACAACAACAACAACCACGACUUCGUCAACUACUACAACAACAUCAACAACCACGACGAGCACCACUCUUCCACCUGUAUCUGUCUUUCAACUUUCAUCACAGGAGAGAACCACCAUUCUGCAAAAUGAAGCAGUAACCUAUGACGAAGCUGUGAAGAAAUGUUCUGAAAAGAAAAUGAAACUGUUAACCUUGGAUUGCUAUAAUGAAUUUUCUGAAAUAACUGCAAAAACUACCGCUUCAACAGAAUGGUACAACGUCCCAUACUUUAUUGACUUGAGAUUUGUCAAUGGGUACUACAUUCCUUCAACAAGCGUCAUUACAUCCACCACACCUAUAAAUAACACUGCGCAAAGUGGUGAAUGCUUUACAUUUAAACACAAUACAUUGUGGACAACGCCAUGUGACCAACAAGCAUACUUUAUUUGUGAAAAUAUCCCAACACACAGUUCAGUGCUUUACUCAUUUUCAAAACGAUAUUUCGUGCCUCUCUCGAUCGACCUUUGCAUUGAUGAGGCCGAUAUCUACUGCAAAUCAAUUGACAAAUCUGCGACUCACAUCACAUUAGAUAUUCCAUUCGAGAUAGAUGGUGAACCAUUUGAUCUUCUGGCAUCUUCAAAUCAAUUGAACUCUCGAAUUUGGGUUAAAUCAACUACAUCAAGCCAAGAAUGGAUUCAAUUGAACUCCAAGGGCCAGUUAAAUUGGCAAUCAGGUCACCCAAAUUCAUCAAUGGGAAGCUGUCAAAUGAUGAUGAAUGGAAAAUUGCAUUCCCUGUUUUGCAAUGCGCAACUACCAUUUGUUUGCGAAACCACGCUGAGUUUAACUGAGCAUUAUAUACUGAGAACAUUCACAGAAAGCUACUUCAUAUCAGGAUACCCAGUUAGCAAUUAUCUAGCUGAAGAUUGGUGCAAAAGCAAUGGACGUUCGUUUCUCAGCAUUAAAACUGCAGUACAAUUUCAAGGAUUGAUCUAUGAGCUGAAAAAAGACUCAUCAUCAAUCCCACAGCAUUCUGAUCUUGUACUGGGAAUUGGACUUCGAUUGGUAAACAACAUGGACUGGCAAUGGUCAGACCGAAGUGUUGCAUAUGAUCCCUCUCAAGUUGGAUGGAAGAUCACGGGUUUCGCGAAUGGCGUGGAUGUAACAAGUACUGGGGAUUGUGCCGGAAUUUACUUGGGGAACUACACCACAAUCACUUUUCCUUGCACCGAAAGAAAGAGGAUAUUAUGCAAUUAAAAUUGAUUUAGAUUGAAAAAAUAUUUGUAUAUUUCCACUGCUAAUUAUUCCUUAUUUGAUUUUAAUGAUGUAAUCAACAGCACAA
Molecule: messenger RNA, 3048 nt
Organism: Cloeon dipterum
Lineage: Eukaryota; Metazoa; Arthropoda; Insecta; Ephemeroptera; Baetidae
Product: serine-rich adhesin for platelets-like
Exons: 25
Coding region: 33-2963 (976 amino acids)
Source: RefSeq, a predicted model, not a curated record